Messenger RNA from Chaetura pelagica (chimney swift), 1692 nucleotides. RefSeq names its product fatty acyl-CoA hydrolase precursor, medium chain-like. Lineage: Eukaryota; Metazoa; Chordata; Aves; Apodiformes; Apodidae. The record is from RefSeq and is a predicted model, not a curated record. Bases 1 to 1692 code for a protein of 563 amino acids. The transcript has 13 exons.
AUGGCUCCUCAAAGACAGAUUUCUUUGCUAUGCACCUUGUUUUGUAGUAUAGUAUUCAUCACUUGUGGGAAAGAAGGACAGGCUGGUGCUGAGCCAGAAGUGACUAUUGCACUUGGGCGCCUCAAAGGGAGACAAGCAAAUGUGAAAGGGACAGACAGACUUGUAAAUGCUUUCCUUGGGAUUCCUUUUGCAAAAGCACCUAUUGGAUCCUUGAGGUUUUCCCCACCUGAACCACCUGAACCAUGGAAUGGUGUGAGAGAUACAACUUCUUACCCACCAAUAUGUCCUCAAGAUCUGUCCCUGCUGAAAACAGCUGAAAAAAACUUCAAAGAAAAACACCUUCCCUUCCAAACUUCUGAGGAUUGUUUGUAUCUAAAUGUGUACAGCCCUGCUGGUUCAAGCAAGAAGGACAAGUUACCUGUAAUGGUGUGGAUCCAUGGAGGGAAUUUUAUAUUUGGUGGUGCUGCUAGAUAUGAUGGUUCUGCCCUAUCAGCCUAUGAGAAUAUUGUGGUAGUAGUCAUUCAGUACAGACUUGGACUCCUUGGAUUCUUCAAUACUGGUGAUGAACACGCUCGUGGAAACUUGGGAUUUCUGGAUCAAGUAGCAGCUCUUCAGUGGAUCCAAGAACAUAUUGAACACUUUGGUGGAGAUCCAAGCUCUGUCACACUCUUUGGCGUAUCUGCCGGAUCUUGCUCUGUUUUUGCACAUGUUUUGUCUCCUUUGUCUAAGGGUCUCUUUCAUAAAGCGAUAUCAGAGAGCGGAAUUCUAAUCCCCAGUGAAAAAGAUUUACGUGCUACAAGUGAUCUUAAGAAAAUUGCCAGUAUAUUUAAGUGUGACAUGAGCAGUUCACUCUCCCUGAUAAACUGCUUAAGGAACCAGGAAGCAAACGAUUUAGUCUUCAAAAGUCCGGAAAACUCAGUUAUACCUUUAGUUUUGGAUGGAGUAUUUCUUCACAAGUCACCUGAAGAGAUAUUAGCUGGAAAAGAAUUUAAUGCAGUCCCAUAUAUGAUAGGAGUCACCAACAGCGAAUUUGGCUGGAAUAUAAGAUCUACAUCAAAAAUUCCAGGUUUGAAGGAAAUAGGAGAUAAAAAAUCAAUCACUUCAGUUAUAGAGCUUUUACUGCCAAUGCUGCUUAUACCAUCAGAGGUUUUGCCUGUGGUAGUGGAUGAAUAUCUGGGAAACACAGAUGAUCCUGCUGAGCUGCGGGACCGAUUUCUGGACUUGCUAGGGGAUGCAGGAAUUGUCAUGCCAUCCAUUAAAGUACUGGAUUAUCACAGAGAGUCUGGAGCUCCUGCCUACUUCUUUGAGUUUCAGCAUCGACCCACUUCAUACCGGGAUAAUAAACCAGAGUAUGUGAAAGCUGAUCAUGGAGAUGAAGUUGGCUUUGUCUUUGGAGGACCAUUUCUGGCUGGUGAAGUUCAGCUACGUAGUGAAGUUACAGAGGAAGAAAAGAACCUUAGUAGAACUCUAAUGAAGUACUGGGCUAACUUUGCUCGAAACGGAAAUCCUAAUGGGGAAGGAUUGGCUGACUGGCCAUCUUAUAACCUAAAUGAAGAAUACUUACAGAUAAAUCUACAACAAAAGAAAGGCAGAAAGCUGAAAGAAAAGAAGGUAGACUUCUGGAGAAAGGUGAUAUUUGAAAAGGCAAAUAACCAAAGAAUGGAAAACAAGAAGAUUAAUUCAGAGUUGUAA